CUUAUCAUAAUUUGACAGUUUCUUGCUAUGGUUGCUAGUGUUCAGUAGUCACAACGUCCCAAAUAUUGUUUACUAAAUUCACUAACAAUGACAAAUCAAAUCAGUGAGUGCCUUCACAUUAGGACGAAAUUAUACAAUCAUAUGACUACUAUAAACAAAUCCAAAAUGUCCGUACCCACCACAGGAUUGAGCAAGUUAAAGAAGAAACAUAUUCGUGUAAAACAUCAAAAAGUGAAAUUGUUUCGUGCGAAUGAACCAUUACUAUCUGUUUUUAUGUGGGGUGUUAAUCAUACGAUUAAUGAGCUGAGCCAUGUCUCAAUUCCAGUUAUGCUUCUGCCCGAUGAUUUCAGAGCUUAUUCAAAGCUCAAAGUUGACAAUCAUUUAUUUAAUAAGGAAAACAUGCCAUCUCAUUUUAAAGUGAAGGAAUACUGCCCGUUAGUGUUCAGGAAUCUACGGGAGAGAUUUGGGAUUGAUGACCUAGAUUAUAAGGAGUCACUAACAAGGUUUAGAAAGCCAGAUAACUACCUGUGCUCAAGGGCAAUGAAGAGGUUUGCCAGUAAAUUACGACGAUCUGAGACAGCACCGUCCAGUGUUGCCAACAUGAAAAAUGAAACUCACCAAGAAGGAUUAUUCCAUGAUGCGAGUGCAUUCGUCAAACGUGGCUUGACGAUAAAACGCCUGAGAUCUCAGCCUAUUCCGGAUGAUUCGUCUGGCAAGUCGGGCGCCAAGUUCUACCAGAGCUACGAUCGUCUCUUCAUCUUGAAGACCCUCACUUCAGAGGAGGUGGAAAGGAUGCACUCCUUCCUCAAACAUUAUCAUCCGUACAUAGUGGAGCGGCAUGGUAAGACGCUGUUGCCGCAGUACCUCGGCAUGUACCGGCUGACGGUGGACGGUAUUGAGCACUACCUCGUAGCUACAAGGAAUGUGUUCUCCAACCACCUGAAUAUACACAGAAAGUACGAUCUGAAGGGAUCGACGGUGGACCGAGAGGCUUCAGAGAAGGAGUUAGAGAAGGAGUUGCCCACGUUAAAGGACAACGACUUUAUUAAGCAAGGCGUCAGGAUUGACAUCGGUGAUGCAGCCAAAGACAAGCUGCUGGAGACCCUCACCGCUGAUGUUGAGUUCCUAACAAAACUCCACCUAAUGGAUUACUCGUUGCUGCUGGGCGUGCACGAGUGCGGGCGCGGCGAGGCGGAGGCGGAGGCGGCGCGACAACGCGAGGCAGAGGCCGACAGCGAGCCCGACACCGACAGCGACAGUGAUACCGACAACCGACACAUCUCUGACAUGCACACCGACAUCUCUGACAUGCACAGGUGGGGCUACAACACGCCGCCGGACAGUCCGCGGGGCUUCGCGCGCCACGCGCUGCGCUACGAGGGCAUCAUACCCGACCUGGAUAUAUACGCUAUACCGAGCCAGGAUGGUGCACCUAAAAAAGAAAUAUACUUUGUCGCCCUAAUCGAUGUGCUCACACAUUACGGAGUUAAAAAGCAGGCGGCGAAGGCAGCGAAAACUGUGAAAUACGGCAGUAAUGUUGACGGCAUAUCGACCUGUGACCCAGAGCAAUAUGGCAAACGUUUUAUUGAGUUUGUUGCUAAAGCUAUUGAAGGCAAUUAAAUUUAUCACGAGGCUUCUUUUAGUGAGGUAUGCAUAUUAUUGUAUUCAAAUUGCUGCUGAAAUAUUAUAUACUUAGACGGCUGCCAUUAUUCGGACUCCUAUGUACACUAUCGUAAAACUGCGAUUUACCUGUUUCUUUAAAUAACUUUAUAAAUAUUAAUUUCUAUAUAAAUUUGAAGUUAACUUUGCAAUAGUUUUUCAAACAAACGAUAGUUUACGUGGAAGUGGAUAGUAUAUAAUUUAACCAAGAAUAUCAAAAUCCUGGUCUGAAGGCGCUUUGAUCGGCUUCUUUAUCACUGUCUAUUAUGCGCAAAGGAAUUAGUUCCAUUUUUAUCCGCAAUAUGGCGAGGGUUUUAUAUUUCUGGUCGGAUUAUACGUAAUUUUAUGCAAAAAAGUGUGUGAUUAAAGUUACAAUAUUGAGGCUUUCAUUUGUAACAAGGAAUGAGGAGUAUUAUGUUUUUUUUUUACUUUUUUUUUAUAUGUCCGUGGAAAAACAUGUUGUAUUGUUGUUUGAAUUCCAUGUAUAAUAAAUAUGCUGUUACAUUUUCAAAUUGAAAAUACACAUGUCAGUAUAACCGAAAGUAUUAAAUUAUAGUUCAAGAGCCAGCGGAGAAAAACCUUAUCUUAAUUCCAACCAUCUUCAGUUCUUAAACAUAUCUUAAAAAAUACAAACAUGACUGUAUUUAUACUAAAUAUUAGUAUUAUAUUUAUUUUACUUUGAUUCCUAAAAGGGUCGGCGAAAAAUGGAAUUAACAGGGUUGUAGGACCGAUUGAGGGCAGUUUUGAUUUAUAUACAUUUUCACUAAAAGAAGCAUUGCAUUUGUUAUGUUAAAGACAAUUUCCACGCUUUUAUCUGACUAAAAGAAUGAGGUUUUGUCACCCAAAAUCGUUUCACGGUUACUAACAGAGGCCCUUAGUAACUAUUACUAAAGACCUUCUUUAGUAACUUUGUGCCACUAAAGGCCUUAUUAUAGUAACUAUGUACAACUUAAGGUCUCUUUUAGUAACCGUUAAUCUAUUUGUGGGGCAGUAAGUCUAUGAAUUUAAACCUUUAGUAUAGGUUUUUCUUAAACGGCAGGAACGUAAAAGACUUUAUUGUCAAUCUACCUCUUUCUGUUGGUCUAGAUUUAUCUACAGUGGUUUAGAAGAUACGAAAUGUAUUAGUAUCAUUGUAUUCAAUCAUGUAUCACGUUCCAAAUUGAUGUUUAUAAUGAACGUUAGUGUUUUCGUUGAUAUUAUGGUAGCAUCUUACCGUGACUCUUACAAUUUGCCUAGGUAAAUUACAAUCUGGCGACGGCAAAUACUACAACAGCUCGCCGGCCCAAUAUACCAGAGGUUGAUCUGGUAUAUUAGUUUUCAAGUAUCUUGGCGGCUUAACACAUACACUUAAUACAUUGUUAUGGGGCGUAGAGGGGUGUCGAGGAGAGCACCAAGACAUUUGAAAAGAACUAUACAAAUUCUCGGUACAAUACAGUCGAGGACAUUUAUUUCCUACCCAUUUCGGUGGAAUGUCAUUUCAAUGCAAUACAAUUAGUUGGAAAAUUUCUCUUAUUGUGACAUUUUUCUGUAAGAUAUGCGAUGCUAGGUGGAAAGAGAAUUAUACCUUAGACAAUCGCAGCGUAGGACGGUGGAUUUU
Messenger RNA from Papilio xuthus (Asian swallowtail), 3256 nucleotides. It is a transcript of the gene PIP4K, whose product is annotated as phosphatidylinositol 5-phosphate 4-kinase. NCBI's taxonomy places the organism in Eukaryota, Metazoa, Arthropoda, Insecta, Lepidoptera, Papilionidae. The transcript is spliced from 12 exons. Bases 88 to 1620 code for a protein of 510 amino acids. Gene Ontology annotation, biological process: phosphatidylinositol phosphate biosynthetic process. The record is from RefSeq and is a predicted model, not a curated record. Gene Ontology annotation, molecular function: 1-phosphatidylinositol-4-phosphate 5-kinase activity; 1-phosphatidylinositol-5-phosphate 4-kinase activity. Gene Ontology annotation, cellular component: plasma membrane.